CUUUGUUGAAGUACUAUUUUAAUGGGAUUUUCAUUUCCUGGUCUAAACAAUAAUAAAGCGUUCAUAAUUAACUUGUUUAACAUCCAAUGAUGGUUGGACAAGUACGUUAUAGUACUGUUGUCUGUUACUACUUUCCUUGUGUAACUGUUAUCCAUCCUUCCAGCAUUAUGAGAAGUGAAGAAGGGCAGCAGAGUACCCUCUUUGAAAGGGACAUUCAAGUUUCACUUACAAAUACAACCAGAAAACAUUUAUAAAAAGGUAUGUUUGACCGUGAAUCCCAUAAAACAUACUUGCAAACAAAGGAAAGAAAGGAAAGGAAAGGAAAGGAAAAAGCUUCAAGAGGGGGACACAGAAGUUGCAGAAGCAGAAGAAAGAAGGGAAGCAGCAGAUGCGUAAACAAAAAAAAUAACAACAGCCAGCAGGAAUAGAAGAAAACCAAAAGUGGGUCACAACAACACAUGUCGGUCUUCAGGCAAAAUCCAUGUGCCCACAUGGCUGUCUGUGAGCUUUGAAAGAAACAAAUAAACAAAAAAAAACCCAAUUUUUUUAUUUUUCAUAUUUAUAUAUAUAGGAUUAUCAUUGAGUUCUAGUUUUUAGUAUAGAGUUUGGACAGAGACCAAGAAUCAGAAAUAGCUCAAACAAGAAUAGGAAGUGAAGAUUGUUCCUUUGUUUUUACUGUUUGUUGGUAUUUGAGGAGUAAGUUGUGAUUUUUAGUUGGGGUUGAGAGAUGAAGGAGAAAAGUGAGGGUGGUGGAGUGCGGUAUGUAAGAGCAGAUCAGAUAGAUCUGAAGAGCUUGGAUGAGCAACUUCAAAGGCAUCUUAGUAGAGCAUGGACGAUGGAGAAGAACAAGAACAGAAAAGAGGAAGGAGAGGAAGGCGUCGGCGGAGGAGGAGGUGGUGGAGAACAGCUAAGGCCAAGCAACACUGUGAGAAGACAAGAGUGGGAGAUUGAUCCUUCUAAGCUUAUCAUUAAAGGUGUCAUAGCUCGUGGCACUUUUGGUACUGUUCACCGUGGUAUUUAUGAUGUUCAAGAUGUUGCUGUUAAACUUCUUGACUGGGGACAAGAGGGCCACAGAUCAGAGGCUGAAAUAGCUUCACUUAGAGCAGAUUUUACGCAAGAAGUUGCUAUGUGGCAUAAGCUUGAUCAUCCUAAUGUAACAAAGUUUAUAGGGGCGACGAUGGGCUCAUCAGAGCUGAACAUACAGAUGGAAAAUGGUCAUAUUGGCAUGCCAAGUAAUGUUUGUUGUGUUGUGGUUGAAUAUUGUCCUGGAGGUGCACUGAAAUCUUACCUGAUAAAGAAUUGGAGAAGGAAGCUGGCCUUUAAAGUAGUUGUUCAAUUGGCACUAGAUCUUGCACGAGGGUUGACCUAUCUUCACUCCAAGAAGAUUGUCCAUAGAGAUGUCAAAACAGAAAACAUGCUUCUGGACAAGACACGUACUGUGAAAAUAGCUGAUUUUGGAGUUGCGCGCCUUGAGGCUUCAAAUCCUAAUGAUAUGACUGGAGAGACUGGAACACUUGGCUACAUGGCACCAGAGGUCCUUAACGGCAAUCCUUACAAUAGAAAGUGUGAUGUGUAUAGUUUUGGUAUCUGCUUGUGGGAGAUAUACUGCUGUGACAUGCCAUAUCCUGAUCUCAGCUUCUCAGAAGUGACAUCUGCCGUCGUCCGCCAGAAUCUGAGGCCAGAGAUACCGCGUUGCUGUCCAAGUUCGCUUGCAAAUGUAAUGAAGCGAUGUUGGGAUGCCAACCCUGAUAAACGGCCAGAGAUGGAUGAAGUGGUGUCCAUGUUAGAGGCCGUUGACACAUCCAAAGGCGGAGGCAUGAUCCCGCAUGAUCAGCCUCAGGGUUGUUUGUGUUUUUGGAGAUAUCGUGGACCUUGAUAGUGUUACCCCCCUUGAAUUAAAGAUGCUUUCAGGGUAGAGUCCAAUUGAUUUAUAUUUAAUUUUGGCAAUGUAAGAGCUGAAAAUACGAAAUUGUGGAGUUUACUGACUAAGAAAUGCUCCGCAAUAUCUGCCAUUUGAACAUAUCGUGUAAAGAUUUUUCCGUUCAAGAAUACCAUGUAUCUGAUCACUGGCCAGUUAUAUAACAGAUUGGCCCACACACUUUUACAGAAGCUUUGAUGUGGCAUAAGAUUCUCAAUGGUUAUCAUCUAUCUCAUACGAGAAAUGCUUUGCCCAAUAAAUCUUGCGACUGCUUAAAGCCGAUGGUAAU
Durio zibethinus is the source of this 2207-nucleotide messenger RNA. RefSeq names its product serine/threonine-protein kinase 54-like. The record is from RefSeq and is a predicted model, not a curated record. NCBI's taxonomy places the organism in Eukaryota, Viridiplantae, Streptophyta, Magnoliopsida, Malvales, Malvaceae. Gene Ontology annotation, molecular function: protein serine/threonine kinase activity; ATP binding. Gene Ontology annotation, cellular component: plasma membrane. Gene Ontology annotation, biological process: protein phosphorylation.